This is a messenger RNA of Strongylocentrotus purpuratus (purple sea urchin), 2288 nucleotides long. RefSeq lists its product as uncharacterized. Lineage: Eukaryota; Metazoa; Echinodermata; Echinoidea; Camarodonta; Strongylocentrotidae. Gene Ontology annotation, molecular function: calcium ion binding. The record is from RefSeq and is a predicted model, not a curated record. The coding region runs from base 179 to 1768 and encodes 529 amino acids. Gene Ontology annotation, biological process: lipid metabolic process. The transcript has 13 exons.
ACCACACUGCCUCACUGCGUAUGCGUCGAAUACACCUGCAGGCAAGCACAUAUAAGCGGACUAGAGUACGUUAACAGGUUAUUAGAGUGCAAGCAAGCGACAGAGGUAGAAGUACACACAGAACACAGAUUUCUAAACAGAUUUCACUGGUGAUAUAAAAACAUCGUCGAUAUUCAAAAUGGGUUCGUAUAAUUCGACCCAAGAAGAUGGCAGAAAUCGACCUUACACCAUCAUCGAUGAACAGGGUGAAAGUUCGGCGAAAGAUGAAGCCGACGUCACAGCAACGACCAGCCAACCCACCCAGUCUGGGAACGACAUAAUUGAAGACGAGUUCGCAGACAUCGAUGAGAUUCUUAAAGAUUUUGACUUCCCGUUUGAGAACCUUAUUCUCGAAGGCGGCGGCGCCCAAGGAAACGCUUAUAUCGGCGCCAUAAUUGAGAUGGAACAGCGUGGUUACUUGGAAAAGCUUACUCGAUUCGGCGGUGCCAGCAUAGGAGCGUUUACUGCUUGUUACCUCGCCGUGGGACAUGGACCAGAAAAAUUCCUCAAAAUUCUCAACGAAGGCCCGCAAAUCAUCGAUUUGUUAGAUGCAUCAUUUGGAAGGUGUAGUAUGGUACCAAACUUGUUCAGACACAUGGGAUGGCAUCCAGGCAAAGCUAUCGACAAGUUUCUUGGUGACUCCAUAAAAGAGAAACUGGGAAACCCGGAUGCAACCUUCAAGGAUCUUUACGACAAGACGGGGAGAGAACUGUGCGUCGUGGUUACCAACCUCAGUACGAUGAUGGAGGAAUACUGCCACGUGAAGACCACACCAGACAUGCCUAUGCGACUCGCAGUCAGAAUGUCCACAUCUAUACCAGGUGUAUUAUUUCCCGUUACGCGAGCAGACAAUGACCGAAACGACAUGUACAUUGAUGGGGGCGUCAUAUGCAAUUACCCCGUCCAUUGCUUUGAUGGAUGGUGGCUGUCCAUGAAGCUGGAAGAUUCUUUCUUCAAUAAAAUACGCCAUCUACAGGAUGGGGCCAAACUGCUCACCAAGAAGCAGAGGUUUGGAGGCUCCAAUAAAAAGACUUUUGGAAUGAUCAUUUAUAGUGAAUACGAUUCACAUGUAUUGCCUACCAACUCGGAUUUAGAGGCCAUCGAAUCUCCAUUACCUGACACCGAACUCGUCAAAGCCCAUCGAGAGAUGAAGAAAAACAGGAAGACGGGCAUGGAGAAACACGAAAAGGUGCAGGAAGCAAUGGAGCACUUCUGGGAUGUUCUGCACAUGAAGGACCGUAAUGGUGACUCAGAGAUUGUGCUUAAAGAGCUUCAGGACGCCUUCAAGGAUCCAAACGAGUUCACCCAGGAAGAUAUUCUUACCCUGUUCGGCAAGGCCCGUACAGCUGAUGAAGUCUUCAAACUGCUAGAUGCCAACAAAGAUGGCAAGGUUGUCUUUGGUGAAUUGAUGAGGUUCGCUGACAAGAAGGGCGUAGGGCUCCAUGAACAACACAUUGGAUCUGGUCGGCAAAACAUCAGGAGUCCGACUGAAUUUGCGACAGGUAUCUUUAAGGCGCUACUUAUGAACGUCAAGCGAGCCUUCCUUGGGGGCGAUGAUAUCGAGCGUACAGUGCUCAUCAACACAGUUUACUACCAGUCUUUCGACUUCGGGCCGCAGCAAGAAGACCUGGAUUUCCUGGUCGAGCAAGGGCGUCGCGGAUUCUUAAAGUUUCUGAAGUACCAUGCGACCAAAGCUGCAUCAGAACAAGACAAAGCAUGUUCGACAUAGAGGGCAGUCUACACCAGUAACUUUAUAUUUCACGUUGAUCUUUUUAUUAAUAUUUCGCAUUUUAACUCAGUACUAGAAGUUCUUCGUAUGAUCCCGCACAUUCACACAGUUGUAUGUAUACACGAGUAAAUGGUCACACAGUUGUAUUCAAACGGAUACCAUGAUUAUGAGAUGUCGUAUGGAUUAACGGUGCUGAAUGUUUUUCUACAUUGUUUUAUAAACUAAGUUUGUUAUGUAUCUCAUGUUUACUCUAUGUAUAUUUCUGUAUGUAUUGAGGGCCCUUAAUCAAGCCUUGGCUUUUAGGGGCACCCUGACCAUUUACACUGUAUCAUUAAUGUUCACACACGCAUGAUUUGUAUACUGUUUUUGUUUUUUUUUAAAUGGUUUAACAAAACGAAUUGAAUUGAAUUGAAUUGAAUAUAGGCGAUUAUUAUUUGGCAACAAUUUAGCUUGCUCUUAGUUCUAUAUGUUUAUAUGAUUUUGGAAAAGAAACAUAAAUAUGAAAUAUAUAUAGACACAA